Molecule: messenger RNA, 2730 nt
Organism: Culex pipiens pallens (northern house mosquito)
Lineage: Eukaryota; Metazoa; Arthropoda; Insecta; Diptera; Culicidae
Gene: Cul1
Product: cullin-1
Exons: 10
Coding region: 217-2559 (780 amino acids)
Biological process (GO): SCF-dependent proteasomal ubiquitin-dependent protein catabolic process; protein ubiquitination
Cellular component (GO): SCF ubiquitin ligase complex
Molecular function (GO): ubiquitin protein ligase binding
Source: RefSeq, a predicted model, not a curated record
UCUUCACUCUGCUGCUGCCAGUGCGAAGGCAAAAGGUCUUGGUAAAUUUUCAAGUUUUGACUCUCGAAACUGUAUUUUUUCUGUUUCCUGUGGUGUUCUAUUUGUGCUUGAGACAUUUAUUCGACGAUUUGUGAUAAUUUAAUUGAAAAUAAAUCAACGAAAGGAAUUUCCAAGUGCUGACGGAACGCUGGUCACGGACAAGCAGGGUGCCCUCCGAUGUCUAAACUAAACUCACAUGGCGCGACCGGACUCAGGAACAUCAAUCUGGAGGAGAUAUGGGCCGAUCUGGAGAGUGGCAUAAAGCAGAUCUACAAGCAGGAGAAAGGCCUCCGGUCGCCCCGUUACAUGCAGCUCUACACACAUGUCUACAACUACUGUACCAGCGUGCACCAGCAGCCUGCCAACCGGCAAACGUCCUCAAAGGUCUCGAAGAAGGGAACGGCCAUUCCGUCCGGUAAAUGCGGAGCCCAACUCGUUGGUCAGGAGCUGUACAAACGGCUGAAGGAGUUCCUCGAGGAGUAUCUGAUUGCGUUGCAGGAGAAUGGCAUCGACCUGAUGGAUGAGGAAGUGCUGAGCUUCUACACGAAACGAUGGGAAGAGUACCAGUUCUCGAGCAAGGUGCUGAACGGUGUCUGCGGCUACCUGAACCGGCACUGGGUGAAGCGCGAGUGCGAGGAGGGCCGCAAGGACGUGUACGAGAUCUACCAGCUGGCGCUGGUCACUUGGCGCGGGAAUCUGUUCAAGCACCUGAACAAGCAGGUCACGAACGCCGUGCUGAAGCUGAUUGAGCGCGAACGUAACGGGGAGACGAUCAACUCCCGGCUCGUGUCCGGCGUAAUUAACUGCUACGUCGAGCUGGGACUGAACGAGGAGGAUCCGAACGCCAAGGGUCAGAACCUUUCCGUGUACAAGGAAAGCUUCGAGAAUAUCUUCCUGGAGGACACCGAGAUGUUCUACACCCGCGAGUCUGCGGAAUUCCUGCGGGAGAAUCCCGUUACCGAGUACAUGAAACGAGUGGAGUUGCGCCUGAACGAGGAGCAGAAACGUGUGCAAGUGUAUUUGCAUGAAAGUACGCAGGACAGGCUGGCGAAGACGUGCGAGCGAGUGUUGAUCCAGAAGCACCUGGAACAGUUCCGCACCGAGUUCCAGAACCUGCUCGACUCGGACAAAAACUCGGAUCUGCGCAGAAUGUACUCGCUGGUGGCACGCAUCACCGAGGGCCUGGUCGAGUUGAAGGCCAUCUUGGAAACCCACAUCCACAACCAAGGCCUGGCGGCAAUUGCCAAGUGCGGCGAGGCGGCACUCAAUGAUCCGAAGAUCUACGUCCAGACCAUCCUGGAGGUGCACAAGAAAUACAACGCGCUGGUACUUACGGCCUUCAACAACGACAGCGGAUUCGUGGCCGCGCUGGACAAGGCUUGCGGCAAGUUUAUCAACACGAACGCCGUCACGGAAGCGAGCAAAAGCGCCAGCAAGAGCCCCGAACUGCUGGCCAAGUAUUGUGAUUUGCUGCUGAAAAAGUCGAGCAAAAAUCCCGAGGAAGCUGAGCUCGAAGACACGCUGAACCAGGUGAUGGUCGUGUUCAAGUACAUCGAGGACAAGGACGUGUUCCAGAAGUUCUACAGCAAGAUGCUGGCUAAACGGCUGUGCCACCACAUGUCCGCCAGUGACGAUGCCGAAGCGUCGAUGAUUUCGAAGCUGAAGCAGGCGUGCGGCUUCGAGUACACCAGCAAGCUGCAGCGGAUGUUCCAGGACAUUGGCGUCUCGAAGGAUCUCAACGAGCAGUACCGCCAGCACGUCAAGGGGCUGCGCGAGGCCUCCAAGCAGACCGGCAACGAUAUUGACUUUAGUAUUCUAGUGCUGUCCAGCGGCUCCUGGCCGUUCAACCAGAGCUUCACCUUUUCCUUGCCGUUCGAGCUGGAACAAUCUGUGCACCGGUUCAACAACUUUUACGCCAAGCAACAUUCCGGACGGAAGCUCAACUGGCUGUACAACAUGUGCCGUGGCGAACUCAUCACCAACUGUUUCCGGCUGAGGUACACGCUUCAGGCCAGCACCUUCCAGAUGGCCGUCCUGCUACAGUUCAACGAGCAAAAGUCGUGGACCAUCCAGCAGCUAGGUGAAAAUACCAGCAUCAACCAGGAGAGUUUAAUCCAGGUGCUCCAGAUUCUGCUGAAAUCGAAACUGCUCACAUCGUCCGACGACGAGGCCAAUCUCACGACAAGCUCGUCGGUAGAACUGAACACUGGCUUCAAGAACAAAAAGCUCCGAAUCAACAUCAACUUCCCGCUCAAGACCGAACUGAAGGUGGAACAGGAGGCCACCCACAAGCACAUCGAGGAGGACCGAAAGAUCCUGAUCCAGGCGGCGAUCGUGCGGAUUAUGAAGAUGCGCAAGGUGCUGAACCACACGUGUCUUGUCGGCGAGGUGCUGAACCAGCUGUCGACGCGAUUCAAGCCGAAAGUGCAGGUCAUCAAGAAAUGUAUUGACAUCCUCAUCGAGAAGGAAUAUCUGGAGCGCCAGGAAGGACAGAAGGACACCUACAGCUAUCUGGCUUGAUCAGUGGUAGGAAUCGUGAGCGUAGCUAUUUAAACAAAUCCUUCAAACAGUGAGUGUAGGAAUAAAAUAAAUUGUCUUAAGCUAGUAGCGGCAAAUAACAACAACAACAAAAGCAAACAAUACAAGUUCAAUGGAUUCCGAAAAAAAAUCAAAAAUGCUCUACACUGAUGU